GCAGCGCCACGCCUGUCACACUUUACGGGUGCAUGCGCAGUCGCAGCCUGGAGGGUGGGGAUGAGUUUUUUUUGUUUAUUUUCGUGGCCAGCUAACCAGCUAACCGGCUAACCGGCUAACCGGCUAACGCUGUUAGUUUACUCUGUUUUGUUAGUUUUAAUUUGAGUAUUACACAGAUACAGACUGAACGAGUGCGCGUUUAGCUAACAUGAUUCUGUAGCAUUUCGCGUGGUAGCGAAUUUGGGGUGUUGAUGAACCUUAGCUGUUAGCUGUAGGGUACGUGCUAACGAGCUAGUUGGGGCUGGACAUCAUAUCGAAAAUUAGGUAUCUAGAGCUGCCUGCGUAUUAUCUGACGAUAUUUGGACUUACACUGCUGCACCGAGAAACCACAAUCGCUGGGCAGCAUUUGAUCGACAAUCAUUUCACUGUGUCACCUCUACCGAUAAAAGCAUAGAGGAUACAACCGAAAAGCCUCCCCUAGGUUGAAGCCUACGGAGCAAGAUGUCAAUCACAAACACUCCCACAAGCAAUGACGCCUGCCUGAGCAUUGUGCACAGCCUGAUGUGCCACCGGCAGGGAGGCGAGAGCGAAAGCUUCGCCAAACGGGCUAUUGAGAGUCUUGUCAAGAAGCUGAAGGAGAAGAAAGAUGAGCUGGAUUCCCUUAUCACAGCCAUCACUACAAAUGGAGCGCAUCCUAGCAAGUGUGUAACCAUACAGCGGACUUUGGAUGGACGUCUACAGGUUGCAGGACGUAAAGGUUUUCCCCAUGUUGUCUAUGCUCGACUGUGGCGGUGGCCUGAUCUACACAAGAAUGAACUGAAACAUGUGAAAUAUUGCCAGUACGCCUUUGACCUGAAAUGUGACAAUGUUUGUGUCAACCCAUACCACUACGAGAGGGUGGUCUCUCCAGGCAUCGACUUAUCAGUACUGACGCUUACAAGCUCAGGUCCACUAUUGGUAAAGGAUGAAUAUGACUAUGAUAACCAGCAAUCUCACUCCAGCUCUGAGAGCCACCUGCAGACUAUCCAGCAUCCGCCGUCAAGGCCUGGCCCACAAGAGACCUUCAGCAGCCCCACCCUCCUCCCCCCGGAGAGCAGCAGUUCAGCUUCAACCUCUGCUUUCUCCACAACCAAUGCUGGACCCUCAAAUCCGACCCCCAACUGGAGCAGGAGCAGCAGCUUCACCCCCGCGGUGCCUCAGCACCAGAAUGGUCAUCUACAGCAUCACCCACCCAUGCCUCACACAGGGCAUUACUGGCCUGUUACCAAUGAAAUAGCGUUCCAGCCUCCCAUAUCCAAUCACCCUGCUCCAGAAUAUUGGUGCUCCAUUGCUUACUUUGAGAUGGAUGUCCAGGUAGGGGAAACGUUUAAGGUGCCAUCCACUUGUCCAAUAGUGACUGUGGACGGCUAUGUGGAUCCAUCAGGAGGGGAUCGCUUCUGCCUGGGCCAACUGAGCAAUGUUCAUAGGACAGAGAACAUAGAAAAAGCCAGGCUUCACAUUGGUAAAGGUGUGCAGUUGGAGUGCAAAGGUGAAGGAGAUGUGUGGGUGCGCUGUUUGAGCGAUCACGCAGUGUUUGUGCAGAGCUAUUACCUGGAUCGAGAGGCUGGGCGUGCCCCCGGAGAUGCAGUUCACAAAAUCUACCCAAGUGCUUACAUCAAGGUGUUUGACUUGCGUCAGUGCCACAGGCAGAUGCAGCAGCAGGCAGCGACAGCUCAAGCAGCAGCUGCAGCUCAGGCAGCGGCGGUGGCUGGAAACAUUCCCGGACCCGGCUCAGUGGGAGGAAUCGCCCCAGCCAUCAGUUUGUCUGCUGCUGCAGGCAUCGGGGUUGAUGACCUGCGCAGGCUGUGCAUCCUGCGGAUGAGCUUCGUGAAAGGCUGGGGGCCCGACUACCCACGGCAAAGCAUUAAAGAGACACCCUGCUGGAUUGAAAUCCAUUUACACCGAGCUCUGCAGCUACUGGAUGAAGUUCUGCACACCAUGCCCAUAGCUGACCCUCAACCUCUUGACUAAGUUGAAAAGACAUUAAUUGUACAAAACCAACAAAAAGCAAAAGAAAAUAUCAGACUGUACUUUAGACAGACCACUCCACCUAUAGGCCCGGAGCACCGAAGGAGGACCUCAACUACAGGGACACUGAGGAGGUUGUAGGAGUAAAGAACAAGGACAGAAAGUAGGCAGUAUACGCACACUGAUUUCAAAUGCAGCGCUGCGAGCAGUCGUCAGGUUACUGAGUUACACUCAAGGUCUAAGUUCAGUGACUUCCUGGAAGAGCAUGUGAGUCACAUUGGGAGGAGUUGUAGCACAGUGGAAAGAAGAGGAUGAGCAUGUUAAAGGAAGCCAGUAUCCUGUCACUGUUCACCAAUUGCAACUGCACAACAAUAUGAAGUGAUCAAGUUUCUCAAAUCACAAGUUUGAUAUUAAAAUGUUGUAAGAGAUUCGAGGUAAAGAACAUGUUCCCACUGAGAUUCAAAGAUCCAAAAAGCUCUUGGAUUGUUUCAUAUGCUGACAAAGACACUGUAAGAAACAGGGAACCAUUUGUACUCUGUGUAUUUUUCAUGUGUCUGGACAUUUUCUGUAUGUAAUAUUUUAAGAUGUUUGGAGCCCCAAAUUCCUUUUUAAACUAUUUAAUAAGAGAGUAAGCUAUUUUGCUCGAUUCCAUUUGAGCACAAUGUGGAGCCUUGUAUUGGAUGCAAACCUGUCAUAUACCCUGUUUAUGUAAAUGUGAUUUCAGUUGGUGUAUACUGCCGGUCCAGUCCUCCUUCACUGGCCCUCCGGUGCUGAUAUGGCUUCACGUAAGUGGAGAUUUUUUUCUUCCCUGUCGCAGAUCAGGACAUUUACAUGAGAUCAUGUUAUUCAUUGCUCAUUUUCUCGUAAAAUGUAAUCUUGAAUAUUUUUCAAAGCUGAAAGCCCUUGUUAAUGUUCUUUUUUGAUUUAUACGCACCCUUUUUGAAUAGUUGUUUUUAAUAAGGUGAAGAGCAUUUUAGUUCAGAUCAGCUUCUCUUUAUACAACUGUUGCAUUAUUCUAGCUGCAGAGGAGUUAUGUUUUCUAUUGAACUUUUACAAAACCCCAGAAUUGAAUUGAAAUGAAAGAAAGGUUAUUAUACAUCUGAUUAAUAUUAUUAGUAAUUGUAAUUCUUUUGAUUAGAUGCCCAUUAGUGUCCAUUAGCACUUUAUUAAUUUGCCUAAGUGUGUUGUCUUGUUUCUUUUGUCUCCUGUGUGGUUACUUGUUGUAUCCAUAUAAUAAUCUUAGUAUAGUGUAAAAUAAAUUAAUGUACACUGGGGUGCAAACGUUGGAGACUGCUUUUGGACCCCAGGGUAGGUCAAAGUGUUGCCUGCUCAAAAUCUAUGUUUUCAGUAUCAAAUUCACUCUCAGCAGGUUUGAAAGAAACAGUGAUUAUUAAAAGUUACAGGAGGUGUGGUUCAGGAAAUAUGAAAUCUUGAGAGAAAAUUGAGAUCCACCUUUCAAACCUGCGGAUGGCGAAUCCUUCAUACUAAAAACAUAUGUUUGGGUGGAGAAUCACAUUAUGUUAGCUCACCUCCACCUGCUUUCAUUUGAGAAUAACACUUGACGUAGAAGACAGCUGAGAAAAGCAAGUGCGGACUGAACUAUGAGAGGAAGCGUAGCCAUAUUGAUGCCAAAAAUACCCUCUGGAAAAGUGCAACGGUUUAUCAGCCUGCCGUCAUUUCAGUGUUGACGUCGCAUCUAAAAGCUCGGUUUCAUCAUCAACUGAAUGAGUUUAGUUUUUGCUCUGCAAUAUUCAAUCAAUAUUCUGGUAUUUGGAGCUCUGUUUACAGCUGUUGCAGUAUUUUGUACUUUUUUGCUACCGUUACAGUGAUGAACUCUGGCCAAAAUAUAAAUGAUUUAAAAAUUUAAAAAAAGUAAAGGAAUGCUGUACAAUUUUCAGGAAAUACAAGUUUGUGCUCAUCGUAAAAAACAUUCUGAACUGAGUUUGAAUGAUAUUGGUGUUUACUUGUAUGAAUAUGGUUGAAUAAAAUUGAAUGGGCUAACACUACGAUUUAGUCAUUUGAUUGGUGUGUGUGUGUGAGCCAAAAGGGAGAGAGGACGCUCAACUUUGAACAAGAGAACAUUUAUUACUGCAAAGACGUGUCACAAAUUUUAAGAAAACAACACUAAGAAGCUAGCCUGAGCUGAGAUCUGAAAUAUUCAGAAAACCAAACUACAUGUGUCUUUAAUAGUUUCUAUAUUCAUCAAUACGACACACUAAAUGAUAAUAUCUUUAUAAAUAUAAAAGUUCCCCAAUUGUCCUCGUUUUUUAUGCAAAAUACACGAUACAAAUCACCCUACACGCAUUGGUUUUGCUCGCCAAAUUUGAGAAGAUAUGAAGAAAACUUAACAGCGCACGAAAAGAAAGUCACAUGAAAUUUGUGUGUAUAUAUUAUAUCAGAUACUAUACAUUAUCCCAAAAAAAAGAGGGAAAAGAAAA
Molecule: messenger RNA, 4445 nt
Organism: Paralichthys olivaceus (Japanese flounder)
Lineage: Eukaryota; Metazoa; Chordata; Actinopteri; Pleuronectiformes; Paralichthyidae
Gene: smad4a
Product: SMAD family member 4a
Biological process (GO): BMP signaling pathway; cell differentiation; transforming growth factor beta receptor signaling pathway
Cellular component (GO): heteromeric SMAD protein complex
Molecular function (GO): I-SMAD binding; RNA polymerase II cis-regulatory region sequence-specific DNA binding; DNA-binding transcription factor activity, RNA polymerase II-specific
Source: RefSeq, a predicted model, not a curated record